AUGGCACGCCUCGCCAUCCUCGCCUUGGUUCUAUGCCUACUCACAAUAGCCAGCACAACAGACAUCCAAGCUGGCUCAAUCGAAUUCUUCUCCGACGAUGACUGUACCAAGAGUCUUCUAACAAAGCCAAACAACAUCCCUCGGGAUCAAUGCCUCCUCGCAUCCCCUGAUCAGCCAGGCAGGGCCUUUCUCGUCAAGGAGAAGCCCUACUGCGCUGAUGGAACCCGGCCAUCGCUUCUGCUCUACCAAGACUGUGGUUGCACGGAUGGAGUUGCAAAUUACAUCCCGAAUGCGCGGUACGGAGAUUACGGAAACGGUUCUUGUACGCCUCUUCUCGGCGGGGACUUUGUCAUGUUUGUCUUGGACUGUGGAGAGUUUAAACGCCCUAUACGGUCGAGAAUCGAGUUUUCAGCAACGUUUCCUUCGGACAGUACAUCGACGAGGCAAGCUUGCAGCAUGGGAAGUACUUCGGCUACAGCUACGGGGGGGAAUACCGCUGCAGAGACGACCUCGGCCUCAGGAUCCGGUGUUGGUGGUAUGAUUACGGGUAUGACGGGGAAUGUAGGGUCUUCUGGGGCGCAACAAACGACUGCGUCGACGACUACGUCUGGGGGCUCAAGUGGGAGCGGUUUUGAGGUGGGAGUUGCGGUUAGUUUGGUGUUUGCUGCUUUGGGAUUGAUUGUACUGUAG
Messenger RNA from Pochonia chlamydosporia 170, 690 nucleotides. RefSeq lists its product as hypothetical. The transcript has a single exon. NCBI's taxonomy places the organism in Eukaryota, Fungi, Ascomycota, Sordariomycetes, Hypocreales, Clavicipitaceae. The record is from RefSeq and is a predicted model, not a curated record. Bases 1 to 690 code for a protein of 229 amino acids.